Molecule: messenger RNA, 1044 nt
Organism: Helianthus annuus (common sunflower)
Lineage: Eukaryota; Viridiplantae; Streptophyta; Magnoliopsida; Asterales; Asteraceae
Exons: 2
Coding region: 459-920 (153 amino acids)
Source: RefSeq, a predicted model, not a curated record
UUAUGCCUUUUAUUUCUCAUUCAAAAACAAACACACACAUAUAUAUGAAGAAACCCUCAUCUCCUUCAUAAUUUCUUUACAUACACAGAGAAUAUGAACCAUAAACCAAACUCAUAAACAAGAACACCUCUCAAUCCCUCAAACCUCUUGCUCUCGGUCUCCCCUUCCCUGUCCGGUGAAACAACCAGCCAGUGCCGGUUAACCAACGACCGACGGCCACACCCACCCCCCCCUCUCACCACCGGUACACCCCCCAUCCCCACCUGUUUCUGUUCCGGCAAGAGACCUCCAAAUCGCAUUCCUGUACACAACUUGCAGAUUUAGAGAGAUAGAUCGAGAAACAGAGGAGACGCGGUUCAAUCGAGAAGGAGAAAGAGAUAUGGAGGACAGAGAUGGGGUGACGCCGCCGCUCACGGCGGCGACAGUAGGAACGGCGGCGACGGAGCCAGGCGGCGACAAUGGUGAUCGGAGACUCGGACCGGUGGUUUGUGUCUCGGACCAGUGGUUUGUGUCUCGAUCCAGCGGCCUUUGGCUUUAUCCGACAAGUUCACCGGUUUGCUGAAGAUGACGAUGAUUUCCGGCAUGAAUCCGAAGGCGACGGUGGUGGUUCGGCUCGACGGCAGGAGGUCCGAUUCGAGUUCGGGUUACACAGGAAGCAGGCGAGUCAACCCGGGUCAGUCGAGUCAACUCGGUUAAAUCGAGUUAACUCGGUUCGGGUCCAGGUCAAACAGUCAACAGCAGGUCAAGUGGUCAACGGCUCGGUCAAUGGGACAGACGGUUCGGGUCAGCUUAUGAAGCGGGUUAGGUCGACUCGGUCAAACCUGGUCAACUCGCUGAGUCAACUCGGUCAACUCAGCCGGUCAACUCAGUUGACCCGGUCAACUCAGUCAACCUCGUCUGCGUUCGACACAAGAUGUUAAAAGUUUAAGUCGCGAUUAUUUUCGUUAACUAUUCAUUAUUUUAAUAAUAUGUGAUAACAAGCUCGAACCAACAUGAUUAUAGUUUACAUUUUAUGAAAUUUUUGGCAAAUUGAUAUAUUGGUAA